GCACCAACGCUCCCUCGCUUUUGCUCCGUGUUACCUCCGUCCUAGGGUUUCUCCGGGGAGGGAAGAUUCCUGGUGCGGUCUCUGGGCAGGACAACGGCCAAUUUCUCGUCGGCGGCUGCUGGACUCUGGCCAGUGAUUGGAAAGACGAACCGGAUUAUCGACCCGGUUUCAUCACGUAAACCGGUUCUUUCCAAGAGAAAACCCUUUUCCGCCCACCAGAGUCUCGUCUCGUGCGAGAGGAAGAAAGAGGGGGAAGGAGGGGACGCCAUCUCUUCCGUCUUCCGCAGUGAGGGCUUUCUUGUCGCGCGUCCCUCUCUUUCCGUCCUCUUGCAAAGUCGCAGCAGCAGCUUCCCCAGCAUCGCGGCAUCCUCUGGUGAAAGAAACCAGGUUCUGGUGAACCACCCUGAAGUUUGUGCUACUGCCUUCUUCCUGUUCCUCCCUCUCCUCAGUUACCUUUAUUUAUUCAACUUUAAACAUUUUGAGGCAUCAUGGCUACAACUUUGGAGUCUCAGUUGAAGACAAUAAGGUUACUAGUGCAAGGGGAUUCUUCAGCACCAAAGCGUCCUAUAACUCGUCCUUCCAUCCUAUUUGAUCCAAAAGAAGCUGCAGAUAUUGACCUUGAAACCAUAUUCUCUAUAGCAAUUUCAGGCUUGAAUAUUCUCAUAGAGACCGAUGAGCGCUUCAGAUGUUAUAAAAAUACUCUCUUUAGCCAGAAAAGCUUGGACAUGGAUAGAGAAGUUAUGACUGUUGAGGAAAACAACAAAAUUAAUUCCUCAAUUUCUUCAUAUCUGCGGUUGCUAUCAGGAUAUCUGCAACUUCCCUCUGCCCAGAAAACACUUGAAUAUUUGAUCCGACGAUGCAAGGUUCAUAUUUACAAUGUUGAUGAACUGGUUAUGUGUAUAUUGCCUUACCAUGAUACACAUGUAUUCGUUUGCAUAGUGCAAAUAUUGGAUUUGAGCAAAAAUAAGGUUUGGAGCUUUCUGGAGGGUGUUAAGAGUUCUGGUGCUCCAAUGCCAAGAAAGACAAUUGUUCAACAAUGUCUUCGUGAUGUUGGGGUUUUAGAAGCUGUGUGCAGUUAUGUGAUGCCGGAGAAGAAGUUUUUGCAUUCACAGACUGUUGUUUGCUUUUGUAUGGCUCUUAUAGUUGAGAUUGUUGGUAGCAUGCUUUCACUAGAUAACAAUAUGGUAAAAAGGGUUCUUCCUCUUGUAUUUGCAUCACUGAAUUCAUCAAUCCGCAGCGCUGAUUACAAGGCUGGUGCAAUGAUGAUGGUGGGUGUGAUAUCAAGUCGAGCAGCCUUAGCACCGGGUCUUGUUCAAGAUUUGAUUAUUUCACUUGCAAAGCUGGCACAUCAAGAAGCUGGAGAACAAGGUGACUUGUCCUGGCUUCACAUGUCCCUUAUGGGCAUUAUAAAUAUUGUUCAGUCGCAAUCUGUCAAAAUGCUGCCUUGGAGAUGCGUGAAAGUUCUAAAAGAAAUCAGGGAAGUUCCAGCAGUUCUAAGUAAUUUGUUGAAGGAGUAUAACAUCGACAAGUUUCUAUGUUUUUACAUGGAAUCCUUAGUCCAUUACUGUUCUUCUGAUGAUUCUUGUCAUCUCGCAUUGAUUGGACUAAUCGAAAGAAUUCCCAUGACAAAUUUUAUCAUCGCUCUUGUUUCCAAGUUACUAGCUAUUUGUGCCAAGGGUUCAAGGAAAAUAACAGCCUCAGAUUCACUACCUGAAUCAGGGGUUUGGGCCGUUAAAAUAUUGCUUGCUUUAGAUAAGCAGUAUCCGAAGGAAUUGGCUAAUGCAGUGCAUGAGUUUGUUAAGAACCCAAACACAAAGUGUGGUGAUGCUGCUUUUGAGAGUGCAGGCUUGAUGUUUGAUCUGGGGCCAAAGUUGCCCGUGGAGGUAUCUAAUUUGAAGCUGUGGUUCACACUUGAACAUCCAAGGGCUGAGGUUCGUCGAGCUGCUUUGUCAGAUUUAGCUAAAGCUGAGAAAGAGAAAUGCAUCAGUAAGAAGAUUACAGUAAAUGUUCGAGAAUCAUUACUACGUAGGCUUCAUGAUGAUGAUCUUACUGUUGUUCAAUCAGCUCUGACUGUGGAUGGGUUAUGUGGACUGAUCGAUCCUGCUGUCUUUAUCAAAGCUUUGCAGGAUAUAACCUUAAGAUGCUGCAACAUUCUAAAGACAGGUGUAACGAGAUUCAAUGCUAUUGCAUGUGAUAUUGCUGUGUCCUGCCUUACCCAUGGAGUAAACGAGCUGGAAAAAUGUAAAGCCAGCCAUAAAGAGAUCGCAACAAUUUUUUUUCCUUUGCUUCUGGUUCUUCCCAAGACAUGGAAGUUGAAUUUGAGGGCAUUGGAGUUGGCUAAGGCAGUGGACUGGCCGUUCUUUAAGUCUCUUGCAGACAAUAAGGACUUGGAGACCAUGAAGGAAACAAAGAAGCUUGAAAUUUUUGCAUCUUCUGUGAACAUGGAGACUAUUGCAGUCUUGUCUCAGAAUUUCACAAGACAUCCAGCGAGAUACAUUCCUUGGUUGAUGGAGUGCUGUAUGGUAUGUGAGCUGUCAAUGCCAUUUGUUCUCAUGAUCAUGCUGAGAUCCUUUAUGAUGCAGAAAAAAGCUACAAGGACUGCACAUUUUCUUGGUCUGUUUGAAGCGUGUUUUCCUGUUCUGAAGUCUGAGUGGCUCGUUGUGGAAGCCAACGGUGUUGCAAUGCUUGCUGAUGAGGUGAAGUUGGGAGAACUGGAGAAUAUUUUUUCUGAAUACAAUAUUUAUUGUCAAAUUGAGUCAAAAUCUGAGGUUGUGAAUGCAAAUCUUAUUGUUUCUACCUGUUGGGUCCUUUUGGAGACAUUUCGCAUCUGGGUUCAUGGAGAUGAUAAGGCUAAGAGUCAACAGUAUGAUCACGUGUUUGAGGACCUUUUUAUUUUCUUUGCUACAUCACAGUCCAAGGGCUUGUUUAAGGAGCAUCUACGUUUGCUUGUCACAAGUUGCAGUCUUGAUCCUGUUCUUUGUUUGUCUAAUUUCUAUUCAGAUGAAAGAUUUCCAGUGCCAGUGCAAGUCGAAAGUCUUAAUUUGCUUGCCACUCUUUUUUCUACUUUGGCAUCAACCACAGAGAUCACAGUUCAAAAUAUCAACUUUAGCAGUCUCCAACUUGCAUUUCCUGCAGUUCUUGUGCCACUCGCUAGUGCUGAGCAGGCAGUAAGAGCUGCUGCGGCCGAUUGUGUGGAAAGGCUUUACAAACUCGGGUGUCAUAUAAAUACUUCAUCCAAGCAAAAUGGGAAUAAAAUUAUGCUAGAUGAUGAAUUUUUUUUGCAUUCAUGCUGGGAAGUCCUUGAGUUGAUAAUGCAACAGAAAAAGAUGAUAUGUCUAGAUCAGAAUUUCUUCCAAUUAUUUAUGAAGUCUUUGUUAAGUUCUAGAUCAGACCUUCUUGUGCCACAGGAUCUUGAUAGAAGGUUUGAUCAUGAUAAGAAGGCAGAGAUCAUGGGCUUUAUCUUGAGGACUGCAGUAAACUUGCCCCACCAUGGAAAGUUUGUGUUAUUGUCAAUGCUCAAGGGAGUGGGUAAUAGGUUGUUAUUUGUGGAGGAGACAAAACUUCUGUUAUCUGACCUUCUGAGAAGACGCAGUUUGUACAUUUUGGGGCCAUUGAAUCAUGAGCAAAAGCUGUUGGAAGUUGAAACUGGGAUCUUGUGUGUGUUGUUGGAGGGUUGGUCAUCUAUGUUGUGUCCUUCCAAAGAAGAUAUUAUUUGUGAGAAUAUUUUCAAAGCCUUAAAGGUUGACAACACGUCCAAGGAGUUGGUGAUUGUCAAGCCAUGUUUAGCUGUAUUGCGAAGUCUCACCACUGACUUCUAUGAUGGUUUGAGAACUGAGUUGCAGGAUGAAUUAUUCCAACGCCUUGUUAACCUUGCUCGGAAUGAAAAUGCCGACAUACAAAAAGCUGCAAAAGAUGUUCUCAUGAAAGUACAUGUGACCAGUCUUACCAUAAACAGGCAGCUUGACCUUGUUCAAGAUCACAUGAAAUUUCAUUCUUGUGGUGCAUCCAAAAAAUUAAAGCUGCAAAAGGAACAUGAUCUUAAUCUGUUCGCUAGUGAAGAAGGGAUUCUACAUUUUCUGUUCUCUCUGUUUGAUGUCUUGUUGUUGAAGAAGAAUUUAGAAAACAGGUCUUCUGUUAUUGAAGUUCUUAUUGAGCUUCUCUAUAAGACUUCAGACAGUGAGUGGACUUCUGGAGUUACCAGUGAAUGUAAUAUAUGUUAUGGUGCACGUGCUCGAUUGGAUGCUUCUACACCAGUGGACUUGAUCUAUCAUAUUCAACAAGCGAUUCUAUCUGUUUUAGACGACAUAGCUGCUUCAUUGCUUUCUAAUCUCCUUUUGGAGAAACCUAUCCUCAAGGACAUCAAUGUUGAUCUCUUAAUUAAGUUCAUGCAUCGGGUGGAGGAACGCACGGCUCGCAAUCAAGCGUUUACAUUGAUAACAUCUCUCACCAAGCUGGUUCCUAGUCAAGUCCUGCCUCAUAUGAUUGACAUAUGUACUAUGGCUGGUGAAUCUACAAUAAAACAGGAUGAUACCCAUUCUCAAUGUGUCUUUGAGAAUGUGAUCUCCACAUUGGUUCCUGCUUGGCUAUCCAACUCAAAUGAUGUAACAAAGCUUCUCCAGAUUUUCAUUGAAGUGCUUCCACAAGUGUCUGAGGGUCGACGGAUCACCCUUGUAACUUGCCUAUUGAGAGCUUUGGGUGAAAGCAAGAGUCUGGGUUUACUACUUGUUCUCCUUGUUCGGUCUCUGGUCGAGAGGAUGGGCAGAAAUUUGUCUACAGAGGAUGUGUCUAGUUCAGUGUUUGUUGAGGCACAAUGGGAGUACAUAUUUGCUGAUCAGAUAUGUCUGCAGUAUUCAUGCACAGUGUGGCUUCCGUCUUUCCUCAACUUGUUGAACAAUAUUGGGACAGAUAAUUUUAGCCUCCAAAAAGCAUCUGAGUUGCAGGUUGCCAUGAGAUUCAUCCUUCACAAGAUGGAGGAUACAGAAUUAAUGUUCAAGGUAGAGGCCGGACAUGAUAGUGACAACCUACAGGGAAUGUUCAGCGCUGUUAUGGAGCAUGUGAUUUUGCAUUCACAAACUUCUGACUUGAGAAUGAAGAAACUGAGGUUUCCAACAACUUUAAGGAAGGAGUUGCGCAGAUCUACUCAGCUUCUUCUGCACACCCUAAUGAAGUAUAUGGUUCCCUCAGCAUUUUUUAUGGGCAUCACAAAGUUAGUGAGGCAUGUGGAAGGAAAUUUAAGAAAGAAGGCUCUUGAGUUGCUCUGUGAAUACGUGAAGGGUGAUGUUCUGGCUUCCAAGAAGCCUAAGACAAGAAAGCAAACAAGUAAACAUCUGAUUGCUUCUGAUCUUGAAACGGAUGGAUAUUUUAGCGAUAUGAGUCGAGAAAUUAUUCAGUUAGUGGAUACUGCAAGUGAUUGCUCAGUUAAGCUGGCAGCUAUUUCAGCGGUUGAAGCUCUGUCGGAUAAAUACCCGUGUGACUCUUCCAUUUUACUGUCAUGCCUUACCUCUGUCUCAAAACAGAUUGACUCUGAGAACAUGGCCAUAUCUGCUGGCUGUCUAAGAAGCACAAGCGCUUUGAUCAGCAAGCUUGGUGUAGGUGCAUUGCCAUUGCUUCCUUCAGUUGUGGCGCAAGUACUAGAAAGAGCUCGUGAUGUCACAAGCACACACAACAAUGCUACUGGGGACAACAAUUUGGCCCAAAGUGAAACUUCUUACGGGAGUUCUCUUCUCUUAUCUGUUCUAACCACAUUGGAGGCAUUAGUGGUUAGUGUUGGUGGCUUUUUGAAUCCAUAUCUUCAGGACAUAAUUGAGCUGUUAGUAUUCAUGUCUGCAUCAGAUCAUAAGAUAAAGCAGCAAGCUUCAACCGUCCGGGAACUACUUUGUGAAAAGAUUUCCGUUCGUCUAAUUCUUUCUCCGUUGAUGAAAAUAUAUCCUGCGGCUGUCAACCACGGGGAGCUUAGUGUAUCAAUAACUUUCAAGAUGAUAGCUGCAUUAAUCAGUAAGAUGGACAGAGCAUCUGUGGGAACUUAUCAUGCAAAGAUCUUUGAGCAAUGCCUGGUUGCACUUGAUCUUCGUCGCAGGCACCCUGUAUCCCUGAAAGAUGUCAACACAGUUGAAGAAAGUGUUAUUAAUGCCAUGGUGGUGCUAACGAUGAAACUCACUGAGGGUCUAUUUAAACCUGCCUUUUGUAAGACUCUGGAAUGGGCAGAUUCUGAACUAGAAGAAGGUUCUACUGGAAGAAAAAAUAUAGAUCGGAAUAUCGCCUUCUAUAAGUUAGUAAAUAAGCUUGCUGAAACACAUAGGUCUCUUUUUGUUCCUUAUUUCAAGUACCUAACUGAGAGUUGCAUACACCAUCUAACCGAUGCUGAGGAGCAGUCUUCUGUUUCAGCAACUCAAAAGCGAAAGAAGACAAAACUUAGAAACUCAAAUCAAAGUGGGGGGGAUCUGAAGCAACUUUCUUCUGGCCAAUGGCAUCUAAGAGCGCUGGUCAUAUCUUCCUUGCAUAAAUGCUUCCUUUAUGAUACUGGAAAUCUCAAAUUUCUAGAUUCUUCAAAUUUUCAGGCCCUUUUGAAGCCUCUCGUUUCUCAACUUGUAGUAGAAAUGCCAGCAUUAUGCGACCAAAAUCUGGUAAUGCCCACAGUUGAAGAAGUUGAUGAUCUACUGGUUUCAUGCCUGGGCCAAAUGGCCUUGACAGCUGGAACGGACCUCUUAUGGAAACCCCUAAAUCAUGAGGUGUUGAUGCAAACACGUAGUGAGAAGUUACGGCCACGAAUCCUUGGACUGAGGGUAGUUAAGCAUCUGCUUGAUCAUCUCAAAGAAGAGUAUUUGGUCUUCCUGCCCGAAACAAUCCCUUUCCUUGGUGAACUUCUUGAAGAUGCUGAUCUUGAAGUUAAGUCUCUCGCUCAGGAUAUUCUUCGGGAAAUGGAGAAGCUCAGUGGCGAGAACCUCCGGCAGUACCUAUGAUUUUUAUCUAUGAAUUCAUCCUGUUGAUUGGAAUUCACGUUCUUUAGUGGUGGAGUUCCACCAGUGCUAGCCUGCACGUGGGGAAUGAAACUGAUGCCCACACAAGGAUGUAGAAGAAAAUAUCUAGUAUCGCAGUAUGAGAACAUCUUCACGGACUCGCACAACAAUAGGCUGGGGACCUGCAUACGGAAUCCCUGUUGAAAUUUUGUAGGUCUUUUUCUUCUUUUUCCGGGUCGUUUUGUCAUAGCCACUGUAUUUAAGGUCUAUUAUUUGCGGAUUUGAAAAAAAAUGUAUGUAUGUGAGGCGUUCUAGUUAGUCAGGGUUACAGGGAUGAAUGUGCAGGACAAUGUCUCAUGAAAUGAAAAUUAUCCCAUUUUUUAUUUAGGCUA
This is a messenger RNA of Nymphaea colorata (pocket water lily), 7348 nucleotides long. RefSeq lists its product as uncharacterized. Gene Ontology annotation, biological process: positive regulation of transcription by RNA polymerase I; maturation of SSU-rRNA from tricistronic rRNA transcript (SSU-rRNA, 5.8S rRNA, LSU-rRNA). The coding region runs from base 489 to 6959 and encodes 2156 amino acids. Gene Ontology annotation, cellular component: 90S preribosome; small-subunit processome; t-UTP complex. NCBI's taxonomy places the organism in Eukaryota, Viridiplantae, Streptophyta, Magnoliopsida, Nymphaeales, Nymphaeaceae. Gene Ontology annotation, molecular function: snoRNA binding. The record is from RefSeq and is a predicted model, not a curated record. The transcript is spliced from 41 exons.